CUAGAAGAUGUUACAGAACUUCAAGCAAGAGAGAGGAGGACUGGAAUGAGGUCCUCCACUUCGGAAAAUAGGGAGAAGUUGCCAUGGGAGGUCCACUGCUUGCUGGAAAGGAAGAUGGUUGACUCUUCUGAGCAGCAGAGUCCUGCGGUCACCGUGGCCUGGCAUCCACUGUGCACCCCAUGCUGAUGGAUGGCUUAGGACGGGGCAGUUGCCUUUAGAGGUCCGCCACAUGCUGGCCUGACAGAUGCUCGUUUCUUCCAAGCAACGGAGUCCCCAUGGAGUCGUGGAGUCAUUAUGGCCUGCCAUCUAUGGUGCACCUCAUGCUGGCAGGUGGCUCAGGAUGAGCCAGUUGACAUGGGAGGCCCACUGCCUGCUAAAAGGAAGAUGCCCGAUUUUUCAGCGCAUCAGAAGAGGCUUCCUGGAUUCAGAGUGGCGUGGCCUCCAUGGUGCACCCUAUGCUGGUGGACGAGCGACGGGGCAGUUGCCUUGCGAGACCCACCAUGUGCUGCCGCAACAGAUGGUCGAAUGUUCCAGGCAGCGGAGUCUCCACGGAGUCUCGGAGUCAGUGUGUCCUGGCAUCCAUGGUGAACCUCCUGCUAGCGGGUGGCUCAGGACAAGGCAGUUGCCUUGAGGGGCCCGCCAUGUGCUGCCGCAACAGAUGGUCAAUUCUUCCAAGCAACAGAGUCCCCAUGGAGACGUGGAGUCAGUGUGGCCUGGCAUCCAUGGUGCACCUCAUGCUGGCAGGUGGAUCAGGACGGAGCAGUUAAUCAUGAAAGCUCUGCUGCUUGCUGGCAAGGAAGAUGGGCUAAUCUUCUGACCAAAGGAGGCUGCUUUGAGUUGUUGAUUCGGCAUGGCCUGGCAUCUACAGUGCACCCUGUACUGGUGGGUGGCUUCGGACGGGGCAGUCAUCAUGGAAAAUCUGCCAUAUGCUAGCAAGGAAGAUGGUCAGUUCUUCUGGAACACAAAGGCCCCCAGAGUCCUGGAGUCAGUAUGGCCUGGCCUCCGUGGUGCACUGCCUGCUGGUAGAUGGCUCAGGACGGGGCAGUUGCCUUGAGAGGCCCGUCAAGUGCUGCCGCAACAGGUGGUCGAUUCUUCUGAGCAACAGAGUCCCCAUGGAGUCGUGGAGUCAGUGUGGCCUGGCAUCCAUGGCACACCUCGUGUUGGCGGGUGGCUCAGGAUGGGACAGUUAUGAUGGGACGUCCCCCAUAACCUGGCAAGGAAGAUGGUCAGUUCUUCUGAGCCACAAAGGCCCCCGGAAUCCUGAUGUCGGUAUGGCCUGGCCUCCAUGGUGCACCCCUGCUGGUGGAUGGCUCAGGACGGGGAGUCACCUUGAGAGGCCCGAUGCAUGCUUCCACAACAGAUGGUCGAUUCUUCUGAGCAACCGAGUCACCAUGGAGUCACGCAGUCAGUGUGGCCCGGCAUCCAUGGUGCACCUCGUGCUGGCAGGUGGCUCAGGAUGGGUCAGUUAUCACGGGACGUCUGCCAUACGCUGGCAAGGAAGAUGGUCAGUUCUUCUGGGCUACAAAUGCCCCCGGAGUCCUGGAGUCAGUUUGGUCUGGCCUCUAUGGUGCACCCCUGCUGGUGGAUGGCUCAGGACGGGGAGUCACCUUGACAGACCCGAUGCAUGCUGCCAGAACAGAUGGUCGAUUCUUCCAGGCAGUGGAGGCCCCAUGGAGUGGUGGAGUCAGUGUGGCCCGGCAUCCGUGGUGCACCUUGUGAUGGCAGGUGGCUCAGGACGGGGCAGUUUCCACGGGACAUCCACCAUACACUGGCAAGGAAGAUGGUCAGUUCUUCUGGGACACAAAGGCCCCCAGAGUCCUGGAGUCCAAAUGGCCUGGAUCCAUGGUGCACCCCUGCUGGUGGAUGGCUCAGGACGGGGCAGUUGUCUGGAGAGUCCUGCCAUGUUCUGCUGCAACAGAUAGUCGAUUCUUCCAAGCAACAGUGUCCCCGUGGAGUUGUGGAGUCAGUGUGUCCUGACAUCUAUGGUGCACCUUGUGC
Saimiri boliviensis boliviensis (Bolivian squirrel monkey) is the source of this 1998-nucleotide messenger RNA. The record is from RefSeq and is a predicted model, not a curated record. NCBI's taxonomy places the organism in Eukaryota, Metazoa, Chordata, Mammalia, Primates, Cebidae.